Messenger RNA from Chanos chanos (milkfish), 7164 nucleotides. It is a transcript of the gene nav3, whose product is annotated as neuron navigator 3. The record is from RefSeq and is a predicted model, not a curated record. Gene Ontology annotation, biological process: neurogenesis; nervous system development. Lineage: Eukaryota; Metazoa; Chordata; Actinopteri; Gonorynchiformes; Chanidae. The coding region runs from base 1 to 7164 and encodes 2387 amino acids. The transcript has 40 exons. Gene Ontology annotation, molecular function: protein binding; ATP binding; ATP hydrolysis activity.
AUGCCGGUGGUAGGUGUUGCCUCUAAACUUCGGCAGCCCACGGUGGGCUCUAAACCCAUUCACACAGCGCUGCCGAUUCCUAACCCUGGCAGGAUCAACAUGUCACAAGGCUAUGCAAGCAAGACCCCAGAACUGAGGAGCACAGAUUCUCCCAUCCUGUCCUGUCAGCUGUCGCUCAAAGCUGAGUGCCAGGAGCGCAGGACGCCUCCUGAAAGGAACCGAGAGUUGGAGGAGAGUAAGAUCUGCAAGAUCUACACUGACUGGGCUAACCAUUAUCUUGCUAAGUCAGGCUGCCCACGACUCAUCAAGGACCUGACUCAAGACAUAGCUGACGGAGUUCUGCUGGCAGAAAUAAUCCAGAUUAUAGCAAAUGAAAAGGUGGAGGAUAUCAAUGGCUGUCCCAGGAGUCAGGCUCAAAUGAUUGAGAAUGUGGAUGCCUGCCUCAGUUUCUUGGAAGCACGAGGAGUGAAUGUGCAAGGGCUCUCUGCAGAAGAAAUACGGAAUGGGAAUCUGAAGAGCAUUCUGGGGCUCUUCUUUAUCCUGUCACGCUAUAAGCAACAGCAGCAGCACCAGCAGCAGUAUCUACAAUCACUCGUGGAGCUUCAGCAGCAGGUUACCCACCAGGCCAGCGGAGCCACACCAGCAAGUCCACAUAAGACCCAAGACAUGCAGUCCAGUCUCACUGCACGAUAUGCAAGUCCACCACCAGGCCACAGUGGAAUAGGUGCAGGUCAGAAGAAAAAUACAAGGUUGCCAGGCCCAUCAAGAGCAUCCGCUGCAGGCAGCGGGGCUGGUAAGACACAGGGUUCCUCCAAUCUUAACAGAAGAAGUCAGAGUUUCAACAGCAUUGACAAGAGCAAACCACUGCAGUAUGCAAGUGGUAACGACAGAGAGUCUGUGAAGGGCAUCCCUCUGCCUGGCAGUAUGAAUGGAAGUGGUGUUGUGCCCAGCAGCACCAGCGGGCAGCAGCUGGCCUCUGCCAUCCCCUCACCUACCGCCGGCAAGUCCUGGCGCAGCAAAUCCAUGAGCAUGAAGCACAGUGCCACUUCCUCCAUGCUGGCCACAAAACCUCCCAGCCCCACGGCUUCACCCACUCCUCCCUCUGCCUCUGAUCGCUUGCGUCCCCCCAUGACUGAAGCCCCCAAGUCAGCCAUCGCUUCCAGCAACCAGCGCUCGAUGCUGGAAAAGUUUCGCCUUAUCAACCCACGGUCGGCCUCGCGUGCCUCACCCUCCAUGGCUGAGAUGGCCCUUCAAGAAGAGGAUGAUCUGUCCGAGUAUGGAGAUGAACCCAUCGCCAACCCAACGCCUCCAACUGGAACCCCCAAACAGCAGGCCAAAUCUCCAGGAACAUCCCUCCUGCCGGGCAAAGGCUCAGGCAACAGCAAGACUCCAAGCAAUAAGUCCAUGUCCCAGCCCAAAGACAAGGAGGAAAGGAACAAGGGCAAAGUUAAGGCUAGCACACCUCCCAAGGAAGAGCCCACAGCUGUUGAGUCUGCCAAGAAGAGCUCGAAGAUCGCCAGUCUCAUCCCCAAAGGGAGUAAGACAUCAGCGGCUUCAGUCAAAAAAGAGAGCACCCUCCCUGCCUCCAGUGGUAUCCCCAAACCUGGACUGAAAGCCCCUGCUGCCACAUCAAAGUCCCCUGGAACCCAGGCCUGCCUGACAAGUGGAGCUUUGCGGGAUGGUGAAAAGGCCAAACUGGCAAAAGGGAGCCAGGCAGGCCAGGGGGGCCAGGGAACCCAGUCACACUACAUGCAACGUUCAGCAGGGGGACUGGAAGGUCGCAGAACCAGCAUGGUGUCCUCUACCAGUACUUCUGCCCUUUCAGGCUCUGCUUCACAGGGGCUGGUUGGUGGGGCUGCACUAAGGGGCAACGGAGCAGUGCAACUUCCCCAGCAGCAGCAGCACAACCACCCCAACACAGCCACUGUUCCUCCCUUCAUGUACAGGACAUACUCAGAGAAUGACUGCACUACGGUGGCCCCAGCCGACCCCUGUCUGAGCCCCACCAAGGGUGAUCUGGUCUACGGCAAGACUGCCAAGCAGUGCCUGGAGGAGAUCUCAGGGGAGGAUCCAGAAACGAGGCGGAUGCGCACGGUGAAAAAUAUUGCUGAUUUGAGGCAGAACCUUGAAGAGACUAUGUCCAGUUUACGAGGCACUCAGAUCAGCCACAGCACCCUGGAGACCACCUUUGACACCACAGUAACUACAGAGGUAAAUGGCCGAGGUAUCCCAGCCCUCUCCAGUCGCUCCUCUCCCAUGGCCUGGCGUCUCGGCCAGUCACCCAGCCCCCGCCUGCAAGCUGGUGAUGCCCCAUCCUUGCCAGGUGGCUAUGCCCCACCCCGAACUGGAGCUGGGACAAGCGGUCGCUAUGGUCAUUCAGAUCCCUCUCGGUUUGUGUAUACAGCGCCCCUCAGGAGGGCAGCAACAGCAGGAACCAGAGGGCCAGACCCAGGGGAGAAAGUUGGGGGCACUGAGGCAGGUCCAGAAGUAGAUAUCACCGGAUACAUGAGUGAUGGUGACAUCUUGGCCAAAAAUGUCCGUGCUGAAGACAUCACUAGUGGUUAUCUAACAGAUGGAGGCCUUCACCUGUACUCUCGGAGUGUGGGUCGUGCCCCUGAAUUGACCUCAUCCCGUGACAUCAUUCAGAGAGGGGUUAAAGAGGUGCAGGGUGAUGUUGACAGUUGGGACGACAGUAGUUCAGUUAGCAGUGGUUUAAGUGACACUCUGGACAACAUCAGCACUGAUGAUCUGAACACUCCUGCUUACUCUGGCAGCUCACCACACAAGAGCAAAGGAACUCAGUCCCAAACGGACUCACAUAAACAUGUGGAACAGGACAGUAGUACCUGGGCUGGGGCAGAGGAUCUGAAGAAAGUGGAUGAAGAGAUGGACUCCAGCAUGGACCCUACCUCCAAGUGGAAACCUUCCUCAUCUUCCCCUGCAGGGGGUGAGGAAUCAGGGCAGAAAACGGGUCUGCCUAUGUCACAAACAGGUUCAUGGAGGAGGGGCAUGAGUGCCCAGGUGGGCAUCACCCCACCCCGGACAAAGGGUUCCUCAUCGACCCUCAAAACACCUGGCAAGACAGAUGAUGCUAAAGCUUCAGAGAAGGGCAAAACUCCCUCUAAGAACACUGGCAUCCAGCGCUCACCGUCGGAUGCCGGGAAGAGCAGUGGCGAUGAGGGCAAAAAGCCGCCCUCGGGGAUUGGUCGGCCUUCUGCUACAGGCUCCUUUGGCUUCAAGAAGAUGGCUGGACUCUCUGGAGCACUGAUCACAGCCAGUGGUGCCACACUGUCCAGUGGAUCAGCCACGCUGGGCAAGGUGCCUAAAUCCUCGGCUAUAGGGAAGGGCACUGGUAUCAGCAGUGGCCGUAAGACCAGUCUGGACGGUGCUCAGCCCCAAGAUGAUGGGGUGUUGCUGGGCUGUGGGGGAUCCAAAGUACCCCUCCAGUACCGUUCCCUUCCCCGGCCAGCCAAGUCAUCCAGUGGGAGCAGUGGGGUGGUAGGCCGCAGUGGGCACCGCUCCAGUUCCAGCAGCAUUGACUCGAAUGUCAGUGGCAAAUCUGCUGGAGGAGGUGGCGUAGGUACCCCUUCUGCUGGUGCCAAGAGACGGGAGGCAGGAAAGGUGGGCUCAGGCCGUUCCAGCCCCAUCACCAUCAACCAGACAGAUAAGGAGAAAGUGGCAGUGUCAGAUCAAGAGGGCAGUGGACUCUCCACUUCCCCCAAGUCAAGUCCCACAUCCACAGGCCAAUCAGGCCUCAGACAACCUGGCUCCAAAUAUCCAGACAUUGCCUCACCAACCUUCCGCAGGUUGUUUGGCUCCAAAGCCAGCAGCAAGCCUAGCUCACCUGGUACACCUGACUCUGGUAAGUGCCCAUCCGCACUGGGCAGUCCUCAUGGCACGCUUGCUCGUCAGACAAGUUUAGACUCACCCUCCUCGGGCACGGGGAGCCUGGGCAGUAUGGGUGGGCAGAGCGGAGGCAGUAGCCCACUCUAUGGUAAAGUGCCUGAAAUUGGCACUGACUCUGCUGCCUCUAGCCCUGCCUCAGGCCUUUCAUUACCCUCCAAUGCCCGACCCUGGCCCGCCAACCUCAGCAGCUCCUCAGCAGGCAGUAAAGACACACUCAGUUGUCAGAGCAUGACCAGUCUGCACACCAGCUCCGAGUCCAUUGACCUGCCCUUGGGUCACCACGGCCCGAAGGUCACCCGCACUGGCAGUGUCAAAUCCACGCUGUCUGAGGGCAUGCCCCUUGACCGAAACACACUUCCCAAAAAGGGUCUGAGGUAUCCCCCAUCAUCCAGACAGACAUCUCAUGAAGAAGGGAAGGAGUGGCUGCGUUCUCAUUCUACAGGGGGACUACAGGAUACAGGAAGCCCCUUGUCCCCAACUGGGACUUCCUGUACCAACACUGGCAAAUACAACUACUCUAACCUGCUGAGUCCUACAAACCUGUCUCAGUUCAACCUACCUGGUCCCAGUAUGAGUCGGUCCAACAGUAUCCCAGCCCAGGACUCCUUUGAUCUGUAUGGAGAGGCACACCCUUUGGGUGGCAGUGCCACCUCGCUGGAGGAGCGGCCGAGGGGCAUGAGCCGGUCCGGAUCAUUCAGGGAUAGCACGGAUGAAGUCCAUGGUUCCUCUCUGUCUCUGGUCUCUAGUACAUCGUCAUUGUAUUCAGCGACUGAGGAAAAAGCUCACUCAGAGCAAAUCAGAAAACUAAGAAGAGAGCUGGAUGCCUCCCAAGAAAAGGUUGCAACCCUGACUUCUCAGCUCUCAGCCAAUGCACAUCUGGUUGCCGCCUUUGAGAAGAGCUUGGCUAACAUGACCUGUCGUCUACAAAGCCUCACCAUGACCGCCGAACAAAAGGAGUCAGAGUUGGCUGAGUUGAGGGAGACCAUUGAAGCCCUGAAAGCACAAAAUACAGAUGCCCAAACAGCCAUCCAAGUUGCACUCAAUGGUCCUGACCAUCUCCACAAAGACCUGCGGAUUAGGAGGCAACAUUCAUCAGACAGCAUGUCUAGCAUUAACAGUGCUGCCAGUCACUCCAGCAUGGGUAGUGCCAAGGAUGCAGAGGACAAGAAAAAGAAAAAGAAGAGCUGGGUAAGUGGUAGGGGAGAUGAUUUGCGGAGUUCCUUCAAGCAAGCUUUCAGUAAGAAGAAGACCAACAAGCCACAAUCAUCUCAUGAUGACACAGAGGAAAUGACUGACUCCUCUUUGCCCUCUUCACCCAAGCUGCAGCAUGCUAAUAGACAAGGGAGUGUCCAGGCACUGCGCUCAUCCCCAUCAACCACAGACAAAUCCUCCCCCCUAUGGAUGCCAAAGAAAAGGCAAAACGGUCAUGUGGUCUACAAGCACAGAUCUCGGCUAUGUGAAUGUACGGAAGCAGAGGCUGAGAUCAUCCUACAGCUGAAGAACGAGCUGAGGGAAAAGGAACUGAAGCUGACCGAUAUCCGCCUGGAGGCUCUCAGCUCCGCCCAUCAUCUGGACCAGAUCCGAGAGGCCAUGAACCGCAUGCAGAAUGAAAUAGAGUUGCUGAAAGCCGAGAAUGAUCGACUCAAAUCCAGCGGAAGCACCACGCCCGCUGCCACUCCCGCCAAGAUGACUCGCCCUCCCUCUGAAACCUCCAGCACUUCAUCUUCAUCCUCACGCCAAUCACUGGGGCUGUCACUCAACAAUCUCAACAUCACAGACACCAUCAUGUCAGAUAUUCUCCUAGAUGACAGUUAUGAGGGAAAUUUGCGCAAAGAGGGUAGGAGUGUCCGGAUCGUGGUCACAAUCAACAGUGGCUUCAACAGGACAAAGGCUAUGCAGAGUCAAGAGUACCUCAUUGGCUCCAUCGGAGUCAGCGGAAAAACAAAGUGGGAUGUUCUGGACGGUGUAAUCCGACGUUUAUUCAAGGAAUAUGUUUUCCGAGUAGACCCAUUGACAAGCCUGGGAUUAAAUUCAGACAGCAUUGUGUGCUAUCGGAUGGGAGAUGUGGUGCGUUCCCAUUCUUCAGAAGUGCCUGAGCUGCUUCCCUGUGGUUACUUGGUGGGUGACAACAAUGUCAUCAUUGUCAACCUGAAAGGUGUAAAGGAGAACAGUAUAGACGCCCUGGUGUUUGACACACUGAUCCCCAAACCCAUCAUCCAGAGGUACUUGAACCUCCUUAUGGAACACCGCAGGAUCAUCCUGUCAGGCCCCAGUGGCACAGGAAAGUCGUACCUAGCUAACAAGUUGGCAGAGUACAUCAUCACCAUGUCUGGGCGAGAGGUCUCAGAGAGCACUGUGGCCAGUUUUAAUGUGGACCAGAAAUCCAGCAAGGACCUGCGUCAGUACCUGUCCAGUUUAGCAGAGCAGUGUAACUCAGAGGAGAGCGACACAGAGCUUCCCACAGUGGUGAUCCUGGAUAACCUCCAUCACAUCGGCUCUCUCAGUGACAUCUUCAACGGCUUCCUUAACUGCAAGUACCAUAAAUGUCCAUAUGUAAUAGGAACCAUGAACCAGGGAGUGUCCUCAUCACCUAACCUUGAGCUACAUCAUAAUUUCAGAUGGGUACUAUGUGCCAACCACACUGAGCCAGUCAAAGGUUUUCUGGGUCGGUUCCUACGUAGGAAACUCAUCGAGACAGAGAUAGACAAGAACAUGCGCAGCAAUGACCUGAUAAAAAUCAUUGACUGGAUCCCCAAGAUCUGGCAACACCUUAACAGCUUUCUGGAAGCACACAGCUCAUCUGAUGUCACCAUUGGGCCUCGACUAUUCCUUUCGUGUCCUAUGGAUGCCGAUGGCUCUCGCGUGUGGUUCACUGACCUAUGGAACUACUCACUGGUGCCGUACCUCCUGGAGGCUGUGAGAGAGGGCCUUCAGCUGUAUGGUAAGAGGGCUGCAUGGGAAGACCCCUCCAAGUGGGUGAAUGAGACGUACCCGUGGAGCUCUGCAUCCCUACAGCAAGAUGGUCAGUCCCUUCUCCAGCUACGGCCAGAGGAUGUGGGCUAUGAUGGCUACAGCUCCUCCAAAGAGGGAGCCUCCUCCAAGCAAGUCUCCCAGAGUGACACUGAAGGAGAUCCAUUGAUGAACAUGCUCAUGAGACUUCAGGAGGCUGCCAACUACUCGAGCGCACAAAGCUGUGACAGUGACAGCACCAGUCACCAUGACGACCUGCUGGACUCGUCACUGGAGUCAGCACUUUAG